GAGAGUUGAAAGUGAAGUGAUAAGAAGGCAUGGCGUCAGAGAGGGAAGGAGCGGUCGUAAUGAAGGGGCACGCAGAGGGAUUAAAGCAGGCGGCAGCUCUGCUGAAGGAAUUCGGGCUUCCUGAGGGACUGUUGCCUCUUGCAGAUGUGGUGGAGGUGGGUCAUGUGAAGAGCAGUGGUUACAAGUGGAUUUCUCAGAAGAAGAAGGUGGAGCACACUUUCAAGCUCAUCUCUAAGCAGGUCAGCUACGAUACGGAGAUCCAUGGGUACAUUCAGAAUGGGCGUAUAAAGAAACUAAAGGGAGUGAAGGCCAAGGAGAUGCUCAUCUGGGCUCCUGUGGGCGAUAUCACCGUGGAGAGCCCUCCCACUGGGAAAAUACAGUUCAAGAGUCUGGUCGGCAUUACUAAGACCUUCCCCGUCGAGGCCUUCGCUGCAGGCCAGUGAUGCCUCGCAGUCAUGAAACCUUCUUAGUACUACAUACAUUAU
Cryptomeria japonica (Japanese cedar) is the source of this 485-nucleotide messenger RNA. RefSeq lists its product as uncharacterized. The transcript has a single exon. The record is from RefSeq and is a predicted model, not a curated record. Bases 30 to 443 code for a protein of 137 amino acids. Lineage: Eukaryota; Viridiplantae; Streptophyta; Pinopsida; Cupressales; Cupressaceae.